GCCGAAGCUUCAUCAUCAGAACCAAACGCUUUUUCAUCUUUUGGUUUCGCUGCUGAUUCUCAACAAGGGCGCCAUGUUGGUAGUGAAGAUCUCCGCUGUCCUUGUUGCCUACGCUCUUCUUCUGUGCCACGCCCACCGCUCACAAGCCGCACCCACAAGUUCUAGGUCUGGUCUGGACUCGAUCUCCCUGUCGGACUUGGAGGUCAGGAGACUUCUUAACGCAAUUCUUCGAGAGUUUGUCCAAAUGAGUGCUGAGGAGGAGCAAGACGCCACCAGUACUUUACAGAAGCGUGCGUGUAACACGGCCACAUGUGUCACUCAUCGUCUGGCUGACUUCUUGAGUCGUUCGGGCGGAAUGGGAAAUGCCCACUUUGUUCCAACCAAUGUGGGAGCCAAGGCCUUCGGAAGGCGGAGACGGACCGCCCACUGACACGUCAAGAGGCACAGACUCCGCCCACGGCCAUGCCCCACAACAGAGUUAAAGGAGUGACAGGAAGUCUCCCGAUGCAGAUCAAACCUUCAGAAUAAGAUCCGGUCUCAGAUCCAGGACUCAUCCUUUCAAAAUAAAAGCCUGAAGUCUCCAGUCAAAGCACUUUAUGUUGAAAGAGAGAG
This is a messenger RNA of Periophthalmus magnuspinnatus, 612 nucleotides long. RefSeq names its product calcitonin gene-related peptide-like. The transcript is spliced from 5 exons. Lineage: Eukaryota; Metazoa; Chordata; Actinopteri; Gobiiformes; Gobiidae. Gene Ontology annotation, cellular component: extracellular region. Gene Ontology annotation, molecular function: hormone activity; calcitonin receptor binding. The coding region runs from base 74 to 430 and encodes 118 amino acids. The record is from RefSeq and is a predicted model, not a curated record.